AUGCCCCCUAAAAGAAGACGUACAUUACUGACAGGGACUCACGAUGCCGCCUUCAAUGAGCUAUUCAAACCAGAAUACAAGGGAAAAAAAUUGACAGAUGAGAUCAAUACCGCCAAAGAUAAAUGGAAUCUACUUCCUGCAUUUUUGAAAGUGAAAGGUUUAGUCAAACAACAUUUGGAUUCCUAUAACUAUUUUGUCGAUGUUGAUUUGAAAAAAAUCAUCAAGGCAAACGAAUUAGUUUUGUCAGAUGUUGAUCCAGAAUUUUAUGUAAAGUAUUUGGAUAUCAGAGUCGGCCAUAAAUCUACUUCAAAACCAGGAGUGAAAGAGGUUAUUUUACCUCCUCACGAAUGUAGAUUGAGAGAUUUAACUUACUCGGCACCUAUUUACGUCGAUGUUGAAUACACUAGAGGUCGUAAAAUUAUCAGACACAACGAUUUGGAAAUAGGGAGAAUGCCAGUUAUGUUAAGAUCAAACAAGUGUAUGUUGGAAGGUAUGUCUGAGGCAACCAUGGCCCAAGUAGAAGAGUGCCCAUUAGAUCCAGGUGGUUACUUUGUGGUUAAUGGUACUGAAAAGGUUAUUUUAGUUCAAGAACAAUUGUCCAAGAAUAGAAUUAUUGUCGAGGCCGACGAAAAAAAGGGUAUAGUCCAAGCAUCUGUUACGUCAUCGACUCACGAACGUAAAUCAAAGACUUAUGUUAUUACUAAAAACGAUAAGAUUUAUUUGAAACAUAAUUCUAUUAGUGAAGAUAUCCCUAUUGUUAUUAUUUUGAAAGCAGCCGGCAUAGUUUCAGAUCUAGAGAUUUUACAGUUAGUUUGUGGAUCCGACCCAAACUAUCAAGAUUUAUUUGUUGUAAACUUUGAAGAAGCCGCUCGAUUGGAAGUUUUCACUCAACAACAAGCAUUAUACUAUGUUGGUAAACGUGUAAAGACGAUUAGACGUGCCGGAGCUCCCAAGUUAUCACAACUUCAAGAAGGUAUUGAAGCCAUUGCCACAACAAUCAUUGCUCAUUUAACUGUUUCUGAUUUACAAUUUAAAGAAAAGGCUCUUUAUAUUGCCACAAUGGCCAGGAGAGUGGUCAUGGCUAUGCACAACCCGAAAAUGGUUGACGAUAGGGACUAUGUUGGGAAUAAGAGAUUGGAAUUAGCUGGUCAAUUAAUGUCAUUAUUGUUUGAAGAUUUGUUUAAAAAAUUCAAUUCAGAUUUCAAAGCCAAUAUUGACAAAGUUUUGAAAAAACCAAGCAGAACUUCUGAGUUUGAUGCAUUGUUAUCAAUUAACAUUCACUCAAAUAAUAUUACCAUGGGGUUAAAUCGUGCCAUUUCUACUGGUAAUUGGUCAUUGAAACGUUUCAAAAUGGAGAGAGCAGGUGUCACACAUGUUUUGUCAAGGUUGUCAUAUAUAUCAGCUUUGGGUAUGAUGACUCGUAUUUCCUCUCAAUUUGAAAAAUCAAGAAAAGUCUCUGGACCUAGAGCGUUGCAACCUUCACAGUUUGGUAUGUUAUGUACCGCAGAUACACCAGAAGGGGAGGCAUGUGGGUUAGUUAAAAAUUUGGCAUUAAUGACGCACAUCACCACCGACGAUGAAGAAGCACCUGUGAAAAAAUUAUGUAUUGUCUUAGGUUGUGAGCCUAUAUUUGCAUUAGACUCAGCUACUUUGCACGUGGAAGGGAACUUUGGUGUCUAUCUCAACGGUACUUUGAUAGGUACAACUAGAUUCCCAGUGAAAUUUGUCCACGAUUUCCGUCACUUGAGAAGAAACGGUAAAGUGUCUGCAUUUAUUUCAAUUUAUACAAACACUCACCACCAGGCUGUGCAUAUAGCCACAGAUGGGGGGAGAAUCUGUCGACCUUUGAUAAUUGUGGAAAAUGGGAAAUCCAAGGUUACAGCAGAACAUUUGGCAAAGUUAAUCAAUCAGGAAUGGUCUUUUGAUGAUUUUUUAAAGCACGGUUUGGUGGAAUAUCUUGAUGUUAAUGAAGAAAAUGACUCCUUAAUAGCAUUGUACGAAGAUGAUAUCACUGCUAAUCCAGGAGCAGUAGUUACCCAUUUAGAAAUAGAACCAUUUACCGUCUUGGGUGCUGUCGCAGGGUUAAUUCCAUAUCCACACCACAACCAAUCUCCAAGAAACACUUAUCAAUGUGCGAUGGGUAAGCAAGCUAUUGGUGCUAUAGCUUAUAAUCAAUUUAGAAGAAUUGACACAUUAUUGUAUUUUAUGGUGUAUCCACAACAACCAAUGGUCAAAACAAAAACAAUUGAGUUAAUUGAAUAUGACAAGUUACCUGCUGGUCAAAAUGCCACUGUUGCGGUUAUGUCCUAUUCUGGUUAUGAUAUUGAAGAUGCUUUGGUUUUGAAUAAGGCAUCACUAGAUAGAGGAUUUGGUCGUUGUCAAGUGGUUCGUAAGAACACGGUGCAGUUGAAAAAAUAUCCUAAUCACACUCAAGAUAUUCUUGCCGGUAUGAGGGUGGAUGAGAAUAAUAAGCCUAUUUUCCCACAUCAGGCAUUAGGUCCAGACGGACUUGGAGAAGUUGGAAGUAGAAUCUUUAACGGUCAAGUUUUUGCUAACAAAUGUGUUCCUACAAACUCUGGCGAUUCAACAUUGGGUGCUCAACAAGAACAAAGAACUGCAGAAAGUCAUCGUGAAGCACCAGCAUUUUACAAGGGUCCCGAGCCAUCAUAUAUAGAUCAAGUGAUGAUGUCAGUUAGUGAUAAUGAUCAAGCGUUAAUCAAGGUGUUGUUAAGACAAACCAGAAGACCAGAAUUGGGAGAUAAGUUUUCCUCCAGACAUGGGCAAAAAGGUGUUUGUGGUAUUAUUGUUCAACAAGAAGACUUACCAUUCAAUGAUUCGGGUAUUUCUCCUGACAUUAUUAUGAAUCCGCAUGGGUUCCCUUCUCGUAUGACGGUUGGUAAGAUGAUUGAAUUGAUUUCUGGUAAGGCCGGGGUAUUGAAUGGUUCACUUGAGUAUGGUACUUGCUUCGGAGGGUCGAAAUUGGAGGAUAUGUCUAAGAUAUUGGUUGAGAAAGGGUUUUCUUAUUCAGGAAAGGAUAUGUUGUAUUCUGGUAUAACUGGUGAAUGUUUGCAAGCAUAUAUUUUCUUUGGUCCUAUUUAUUAUCAAAAAUUGAAACAUAUGGUUUUGGAUAAGAUGCAUGCAAGAGCACGAGGUCCAAGAGCCGUCUUGACAAGACAGCCUACCGAAGGUAGAUCGAGGGAUGGUGGAUUGAGAUUGGGUGAGAUGGAAAGAGACUGUGUUAUUGCUUAUGGUGCUUCACAAUUGUUAUUAGAAAGAUUGAUGAUUUCCUCAGAUGCUUUCGAAGUUGACGUUUGUAAUAAAUGUGGGUUAAUGGGAUACAAUAAUUGGUGUACAACCUGUAAAAGCUCCGAGAAUGUUAUCAAGAUGACGAUACCUUACGCUGCUAAGUUGUUGUUCCAAGAAUUGUUAUCGAUGAAUAUUGCCCCAAGAUUAAGGUUAGGCGACGUGUUUUAG
Molecule: messenger RNA, 3474 nt
Organism: Candida dubliniensis CD36
Lineage: Eukaryota; Fungi; Ascomycota; Pichiomycetes; Serinales; Debaryomycetaceae
Product: DNA-directed RNA polymerase III core subunit
Exons: 1
Coding region: 1-3474 (1157 amino acids)
Biological process (GO): DNA-templated transcription
Cellular component (GO): RNA polymerase III complex
Molecular function (GO): DNA binding; DNA-directed RNA polymerase activity; ribonucleoside binding
Source: RefSeq, a predicted model, not a curated record